AAAAAAAAGAGAGAGUAUUUUAUUAGAAUACAAAAGCUAGUAAAUAAAUAAGUAAUAAAUACAAUUAUACUUAGCAACAUUUAAAAUAGGAUGAUACCAAAAUUUUAAAUAUAUAGCAUAAUAAUCUUUAUGAAGGCCAUCUUAUUAUAUUGCGAAACAAUAUAAAUGUUAGUUAAUAAUGCAGAUUUUAACAUGUAAAAUGUAAAUACCCUAGGCUUUCUUCAAAAAAAUGCACUUAAUAACUGUGAUUUUACUUCUGUUAAUGGUCAAAGUAUUUAUGGAGGGCUAAAUUGUUUUGUGGCUUAAACAUCUAUCAGUUAUUAUGGACCAUAUGAUCAAAGCGGUCAAUUUUACUAGCUUUAACCUCAUUAUUAGGUCAUCCUAAAUAUGAAUAUCUAUUUUUUUUUCCCAUUAGGAGAUACAUAGAAAAUUGGAUAAGUUUAAAUAAAAUUAGAGUAGAAUUAAAUAACACAAUCUAGCUAGAGCAGUAACUGUGCAAGCUAUUAAGAUGCAAAUAAUUCUAAUUAUCCUUUCAUGAUUUGCUCAUUUUCAUUUAAUUAUUUUCAUUAAUUUGAUACUUUAAGUAUACAAUUAGUAGGCAUAAACACAGCAAGUAGCUUUUCAUGGGGAAUAUCGCAAUUAAAAAUUUAAACAACUGAAUGCACAGCUUCUUGUCUUAUUUGUAAUGCUUCAUAGUGCUUAUAAAAUAAACCUAGUAACUUGCUUAACACGCAGAUGUUGUAUUAUUAUGAAAAAGAGCUUUAUGAAUAAAUAGUUUAAAGCACAUAGAUUUUAAAUAAAUAUUGUCUUAUAAAUCAGUUUGUCUUCCUUAAUCAAGCAUAUUAUCCUUUCAUAGGUUUACCAUCUAAUUUAGAUCCAUCUUUGCUCAGCCCCUAAACAAUUUUGAUAGAACUACAGAAUUUACCAGCUCAUUAUUCAAUUUACAUUCAAUUUAAGUUAAUACAAGCUUCAUGUGGAUAAAGCAUUAAAAUUUACAAUGAUGAUACUUUGAUAACAUUUAAUUAACAGCAAACUGCUUGCUUAUCUCCCCCAACUAUCAGUUAUGUGUGGCUUUAAGUUUCCCCACAUAGACUUCCCUAAACAACUUUUAGCAUUUAACAAUAGGGUUCUCCCUUUGGAAUAAGAGAACUUAAGGUUUUUUUCGAUUUAUGUUAAUCGACUUGCUCAUUAUGCUCUAAUGACAGUUCAUGUGACACAGAUAAUGGAAAAUUACUCAUUGCAAGCUUUGCAUAUCAAGUUAACUCAGCUAAUUUAAUUAGAGAAGAUUGGAUAGUUAUAGGAUCACCUUCAACAAAUUUUGUAUCAACAUGCAAUAACAUAAAUUAUUUUGGUGGUAUCAACAUUUUUGACUGGAAAACUAAAGUAUUAAAUAAUUUUCAUAUAACUAACCCACACUAUUCUGCUAUUCUUGAAAUAAAGUUUAUCAAGAUGGGAUAGUGGGGAACCAAUAAAAUUGUUAUAAUAAUCGAUGGAAGAGUAUUUAAAAGAGUUUCAUUUUGUGAUUCAAAUAUUUAAAUUUGCUCAUCUGCAGGUUCAGCGGGUGGCGAUUAGAUAAAACAAAUUUAUUUUGAAUUUUCUCACUUUAGUUAUGAUAUGUCAAUAAGUAUUUAGCCUGAUAUCUAAUCAGCUCCAUCAACGUCUCUAUAUUGGGGAUUUAUAAAUUUUAGUUUGACUGUUAGAUAGUGCCAUUCUUCAUGUGUAAGCAAUUACUGCACAGGACCAUUACCUACUGAUUGUGGAUUACCUUAAAUUAACCUAUUUUAAAUAAGAUCUUUCUUUAGCUACGAUCCUCCCUCUGCUGCAGAUCCUUCUUGGAGUAUCUCAAAUUAGCAAUCAACCUGUGGAUCUUCUAUUUCUUAGUCUUGCACUUUAAAUAAUUUACAAUUUUAUGGAGGUUAAACUUGUUUUAAUUAGAAUACAUAGCUCUCUAAGUCUUUUGCAAUAAAUGACAGUUUUGUUUUUAUGGUCAUUUAAUUUAAUUUUAUUAAAUUUUCUGAUUGGGUUGUUCAAGGUUCUCUAAUAGUUAUGAUAAACUAAGUUUAAAUUUAUCAAGAGUAUUUUUCUUCAUUGUAGGCUAAUUUUAACUGCUAUAGCUCAACAUCUUAAGAUAUUGUAAUUUAUCCUGUUAAAAUUUUAAUGCUUGUGAAUUCAGUUACUUAAUAAAAUUUUCAAUUAUAGAUUUAUACAUAAUCACAUCAAGGUCAUUGGGGAAUAUAGUCUUUUUAAUUAGACAUUUAUGGAUGCAGUUUAGGAAAUUUUUUACAAAAUAAUUCAUGCUAAAGUUGCAAUAGUCAAACGUGCUUAGCCUGCACAAAUACAAAUUUAUGCUUUUCAAAAUGUCAUUAUUCAUGUGCUUCAUGUUAUGGGGAAGGCAAUUACUAAUGUUUAUCAUGUGAUUCUUCCUUAAAAAGAACAUUAGAUGGGAGUGUAUGUAAAUGCAUAGAUGGGUUUUUUGAAAUAGGCUAACCUGUUUGCCAGAAAUGCCAUUAGACAUGCCUUUAAUGCACAGACAUAUUUAUUAAUUCUUGCUCUUUUUGUGAUAAAAAUCUAUAUCGUUAACUAGACUAAGCUAGCAAAAAAUGCGUUUGCAUAGAUAGAUAUUAUGAAGUUCUAAAUUAAUUUCAAUGCUAGCCUUGCCAUUACUCUUGCCAAUCUUGUAAUGGAAAUUUAGAUACAAAUUGUCUGACUUGCUCUCUAUCUUCAGAUUACAGAGUUUAUGAUCCUAUAAGUGGAAAAUGUUUAUGCUAGAUUGGCUAUUUCGAAGAUCCUAAUUUAAAAAAGUGCCUACCUUGCUAAUUAAAGUGCCAUACUUGUGUUGAUACACCAACUAAUUGUACUUAAUGCUCAAAAAAUAGAAUUAAUAUUCCUAGUUGCCUAUGUCCAAUAGCAAACAAAGUUUGGCUAGAUGGUGAAUUAUGCAAUUUGUGUGAUUCUACUUGUCAAACUUGUUUUGGUGAUAGUUUUAACGAGUGCUCCACAUGCGUUGGAAAUCUUUAUCUUUAUGAUUUCUAGUGUGUUUAGUUAUGCCCUUAUUUCAUUUAUUUUGGACAUAAUUAGAAUAAUAUAAAUACCUGUCUUGAUAGAUGCCCAGAAUAAAGUUAUUAAAUAAAAAAAAGAUUAUGCUGUCAAAACAAUUCUGAACCUUGCAUUGAAGAAGUUACAAGCUAGGUUGUAAACUAUGGUGAAUAAGAUAAUAAAUAAAAUACUGUAAAAUUAUAGUUUAGUAGGCCUGUAAGGGUAGAAUACAUGUAAGGAUAUAGCAGAGUCAUUUUGCUAUCUAUGGAAAAUAUUUCUUCGUUUUAAUCAAAAAUAACUCCUCUAGACGAACAAAAUGGUUAUGUAUCAUAAAUUGAUAUUUAUGCAAUACCUUAGCAGUCUGUUCUUUACUCUAUACUUCAAAUAAAUCUUUUAGCUGAUUUCAUAAGAGAUAAAGAUGGUAUCCCUCACUCAUAAUCACAAUCUUAAUUAACAGCAAAAUUUGGCAAAACUGAAUUCAUUCCUUAGGAUUAGGUUGAUACAAUUUAGAGUGCUAGUUAGAAAGCAAAAUAAACUUCUCAAGUUAUUAGCAUAAUGGGAACAAUAUUCUAUUUUUUGAAUGUUUGUCAACUCUUAGAUAUUGUUGUUGAUGUAAUGUAGUGGUCUUAUUAUUACACUUUUAUAAAUGUUGAGUAUCCUAUUAACUCUGAUCUUUUCUUUAGUACUUUUAAUAGUAUUAAUAUAAAUAUAAAGCUAUUUGGAAUAGACAUUUAGUCUGGUGGAAAGAAGAAAGUUUUGGGAAAUGAGUUAGUGAACUAGGAUUCACCUUAGAAGUUCAUGGAUUAGAAUAUUACAAGCAGUUUUAUGAUAAAUGGUGCUAAUUUAUUAGUAACUUUAACUGGUUUUGUUGUCGGAAGAUAUUUAUUAGUUAGCAUACAUGAUUGUUACAACUAAACAGAAGAUGAUCACAAACACAGUAUCGUCUGUUAGGCUUUGAAAUUCGUCAAAAAUUUCUUAACUUUUUCACCGAUAAUUAAAUAUAUUUAGAAUUCUUUUUUUGCUUUAGUAUUUAGUGUUUGCUUGUAGUUAAGAAAUAUGGAUUCAAGUAAUUCUUUUAAUAAUGCUUCAAUAGCUAUUUGCUUUAUGACUAUUUUCGCCUUUCUUGCUUCAAUCAUUUACUUCAUGUAUAAAGUAAACAAUGCUGAAAAAGAAUUUAACUAUAUAUAAAAAUAUGGUUCUCUUUUUGAAUUUUACAUCAGAUCAAAGUUUAUUACAAGGAAUUUUGCUUUUUGGAUAUUUAUAAAAAAGCUAUUAAUGAUGAGUUCUUUAGUGCUAUUUUAUGAUUAUUUUUAUACUAACCUCAUAAUUAUGGGGAGUGUUUGCUUUUUAUUUGCAAUAAUGAUAUAUUUUUUCAAGCCAUACACUAUAGUAAGGAUGAAUGACUUUCAUAUAUUUUCAGAAUUUCUUUUGAUCAUUUGUUUUGUUUUGAUCUAUUAAAUUUAAGAUUGCAAUAACUAAAUAGCUUAGCAGAGUGAUUAAGGUAUAGACCAAAACAUAGUUAAUAAAAAGCUGUUCUUAGGAUGGUGGUUAAUUAUUAUCACUAUAAGUCAUAUUGCUAUAAUGGUUUGUGCAAUUAGUAGCUUACUAUGGGGUAGUAUAAAAUAACAUUUUCAUAAUUACAAGAUCUAGAUUAUCAACAUUUUAGCGCUCUGUUAUACCAAAUAUAUUAACAAAAUAUAAUUUUUGUACAGGUCAAUCAUCUUCUAUUGCUUUGAUAAAUCCACUAUAAAUAAAAUAUGGCUACCAAAUAUUUUAAAGAAAAUGAAGAGCCUUCAUGAACAUUACAUGGAUUGCUCAAAUAAAGGGAGAUGGAAAUCUAAUUGUUAAAUACUUUUAACUGAAGAGUUGGCUAUCAAAAAAUUUUAGAAUGCAUAAUUAAAAUAUUCAUUUGGUGAUUUUGUUUUCUUUAUUGAAUAAUCUGCAAAUUAAAAUUAAUUUAGAGCAUGGGUUUGGUCUGAGUCUUACUAAUAUAAAUUGCACGAAUAAGCUGGAAAUUAUUUUUAAGAUAAAAUUUAAAUUUCAAGGACAUACCAAAAAAGAUAUGAAAACAAUCCUCUUUACAUUUAAAUAUUUAAAAAAAUGUUUUAAUAUUCUCAUCAAUUAAAUAAAAAAGUUUAAGUUGAUAAUUUACUUGAUAAUUACUCUGAAAUACACUUUAGUGAGUUGUACAAUUUAAUUACAUUCAGAAAUUACUGGAAUUUUAUAAAUAGCGAAGUCACUUUGAAGCACUUCUUAAAGCAGCACGAUAUAUCAGAAAUAUACUUUAGCUCAAAUAAUAAUAAUAAUAAUAAUAAUAAUAUAGAAAGUAAUCAAAAAAUAUUUGAGAAUUAAAAUUUAAAGAACUUAAAUAUUUCUUUUGAGCAAACUUAUGUAGAUAAAAUUAAAAUUAAUAGAUGUGAUUGCAAAUACUGCCAAAGUCUUUUUUAUGCAAAAGAAUAUUUAGAUAAGAUAGAUUGGAAACUCUUUGAUCAUUUAAAAGAGAGCUAUAUUCAACCUGAGGAGCUAUUAAUUAUGUUUAAUAAGUUCGAUGAGAAAACUAUUCUACUAUUUAAAGAUAUCUUAAAUGAAAGAGUAAAUAUCAUGGAAACAGGACAAGUCAUUUCUUAUGAAGAAAUAGAGAAUAGCUAUAAUGAACUUAUCGAUGACCCAUUUUACACGUAAUAGUCUAGUAGUUAAAAUUAAAAUCAUACCUAUUUCGAUUUAUUAGAUACUUCAGAAGUUUAAACAAAAAAAUAAUUAAAGAAAAAAUUGAUUAAUUCUGAGCUUGAAAUGACUAACGUUUAAAAAAAAAAGUAAAAUAAGCCUGAUUCAAAAGAAAAAAAUGACAAAGUCUAAAAAAAUAAUAAUAAAAAUGACAAAAAAAAGAAUAAAAAAAAGUAAAAUAAUGGUAAUAAUAAUUAAUUUUCUAAUUUCUUCAAAAAUGAAAGUUCUGAAUCAGAAGAAGAACAAGAAGAAAUUGAAGAAAUUAUAAAUAUUACAUAAUAUGUGAGGUUUAAAAUAUUUAAAUGGACUGAGUGUUGAUUGAUUAGCCUAUACUAUAAAAAAUCAAUAAAGUUUAACAAAUUAAAUAACAAAAUUAAAAAAAUUCGUGUAAAAAAAUGAAACUUAAAUUUCGUUAAUUACAAAUCUGUUUAACAAUAAUAAAGUUUUAU
This is a messenger RNA of Tetrahymena thermophila SB210, 6209 nucleotides long. Its product is annotated as transmembrane protein, putative. The record is from RefSeq and is a predicted model, not a curated record. The transcript has 18 exons. Lineage: Eukaryota; Ciliophora; Oligohymenophorea; Hymenostomatida; Tetrahymenidae.